CGACAGCUGUCUUGUACAUACCCAGGCGGCACCAUGGAGGGGCGCAGAGCCGGAGGAUGUCACAGGAGCAAGGACGCAGCAGCGGCCAGCCGGGAACCCCGGAGUCCGGGGAGCCCAGGCCCGAUCAGGGCCUGAUGGAGUGGGGCCGGGCCCGCCAGGUCUAUCUGGUGACGGGCGGCUGCGGGUUCCUGGGCUCCCACCUGGUGCGGAUGCUGGUGGAGCGGUCGCCCAACGUGGCCGAGGUGCGCGUCUUCGAUCUGCAGCUGGAUCCGGCCCUGGGGCAGCUGGGGACAGACAAGGUGAAGGUGACCCUGAUCUUGGGGGACAUCAGUAGCCCCACGGACGUUGGGGCUGCCGUGCAGGGGGCGGACGUGGUGAUCCACGCAGCCAGCUUGGUGGACGUGUGGGGCAGGGUCCCGCCCGAGAAGAUCACGGAGGUGAACGUUCACGGGACCAAGAACGUGAUUGACGCCUGUGUCGAGCAUGGGACCCAGUAUCUGAUCUACACCAGCAGCAUGGAGGUUGUAGGCCCCAACACCAAGGGGGAUCCCUUCUACAGGGGGAACGAGGACUCGGCCUACAAUGCCCAGCACGAGCAGCCGUACCCCCUGAGCAAGGCGCAGGCCGAGCGCAUGGUCAUCGAGGCCAACGGGACGCCGCUGGGGGGCGGUCGGUGGCUGGUGACCUGCGCCCUGCGCCCCACGGGGAUCUAUGGGGAGAAACACCCGCUAAUGAAGGAAUUCUACGAGAAGGGGCUGCAGACGGGACGCAGGCUGCUCCGGGCCAUUCCCGUCAGCACCGAGCACGGCCGGGUCUACGUGGGCAACGUGGCCUGGAUGCACGUGCUGGUGGCGCGGCAGAUGCAGGAGGCCCCGGCGGCCAUCGGGGGCCAGGUCUACUUCUGCUACGACGCCUCCCCCUACAAGAGCUACGAGGACUUUAACAUGGAGAUCCUGGCCUCCUGCGGCUUCCGCCUCCUGGGCUCCCAGCCCGUCGUGCCCCACUGGCUCCUGCGCUGCCUGGCCCUGGCCAACGACCUCCUCCGGCGGCUUCUCCGGCCCUUCUUUUCCUACGCCCCCCUGCUGAACCCAUACACCCUGGCCGUGGCCAGCACCACCUUCACGGUGCAGACGGACAAGGCCCAGCGCCACUUCGGCUACCAGCCCCUCUACAGCUGGGAGGAGAGCCGAGCCCGCACGGUGGCCUGGCUCCAGGAGGUCGACGCCCAGAGAGAGGCGGGGAAGUAGGGCAGGUGGGGGACGGAGCAGCUGGGCCUUGGUUCCAGCCGGCGUCUUUCUUUGCAAUGAAUCCGGCUCCGGAGAGAGGGAUCCAGAUCCAGGUGUUGUUCCAACCCGCCAGUGCCGGGGGAAUGUGGGAAUCCAGAUCCGGAUUUUGCUCUGAUCCUACCUCCAGCCUUCCAGUGAAUCUGGCUCCAUGGAGAUGGAUUCCAGAUCCGGGUUUUGCUUCCAGCCUCUGCCCCUCAGCGCAGAGGAAUUUGCCAGUCCAGGUCUUGUCUCAUCCCAGCACACAGCGGCCUCGGUUACCUUGGGAUCCAGAUCCGUGUCCCCGCCCCGCCCCCCCCCCCCUGUGCAUUCCUGCAGACCAUCCCGCGCUGAUCGCAAAUGGAUCCGGAUCUGGGUUUUGUUACCAUCCUGGUGCUUUGGUCCAGAUCCCCAGCGCACUUCUGGGGAGGAACCAACUCUACUGUCACGGGAUCUGGACCUGCAGCCCCCCCACCCCCCCCAGCCCCAUGUCAUCGCAGAGG
Molecule: messenger RNA, 1765 nt
Organism: Mauremys mutica (yellowpond turtle)
Lineage: Eukaryota; Metazoa; Chordata; Testudines; Geoemydidae
Product: 3 beta-hydroxysteroid dehydrogenase type 7-like
Exons: 7
Coding region: 57-1247 (396 amino acids)
Biological process (GO): steroid biosynthetic process
Molecular function (GO): 3-beta-hydroxy-Delta5-steroid dehydrogenase (NAD+) activity
Source: RefSeq, a predicted model, not a curated record